AUGGCCGAAUCUACAAUUUCAGUUCCAGGUGCACUGGCCGGCAGAACGUUAUCCGCUGUCUACCUGGCUGCUGCGGCGGCAGCGGCCGUGUGCCUCGGCGAGUACUAUUCGGGGGAAAGCGUGUCAUCAGCUUCCGAGGACUCGCGGUGGGACGGCGUGCUGGCCCUGGUCACUCGGUUUCAUCCGCUGAUGCUGCCAUUGCCCAUCACUUUGUGGAUACCGCCAUGUAUAGCAACGCCACUGGCCGUCGCCUUCAUGUUGUUCAUCUCCGGCAUCUACCUGAUCCACUGCAUUGCACUAAUUUACGCGCGCUACAAAUUGCACAAAAAGAUCAACUACUCCGGACGCGAGCCUGGCAUCUCGAUUAUCAAACCACUCGUCGGCGUCGACCACCACUUGGCGGCGAAUCUGGAGACGUUCUUCAAUAUUGACUAUCAUGAGUUCGAGCUGCUGUUUUGCGUGCACGAGAAGACGGACCCGGCGAUCCCCAUCGUUCAGCGGCUAAUGGUCAAGUACCCGUCGGUGAAGGCGCGGUUGUUCUACGGCGGCGAAGACGUUGGCCACAAUCCGAAGAUCAACAACAUGAUGCCGGCGUAUCGCGCUUCCUCAUACCCACUGGUGCUGAUCAGCGAUUGUGGCAUCCGGAUACAACCAGACUCGUUGCAAGACCUGGCGAGCAGCAUGACGGAGGGCGUCGGUCUCGUCACCCAGACCCCAUACAGCGUCGAUCGACAGGGACUUGGGCCGGCGCUGGAAAAGGUCUAUUUCGGAACCGGCCACGCUCGAAUCUACCUGGCCGGCAAUUGCUUGGGCUUUGUGUGCAGCACGGGCAUGAGUUGUCUGUUGCGCAAGCGGGCGCUCGAGGAAUGUGGCGGGCUUCAGGCAUUCGGGCGCUACCUGGCCGAGGACUACUUCUUUGGGACGGAGCUCGUCAAGAGAAAUUGGAAAACCCGGAUCGCCUCCCUGCCGGCCAUGCAAAAUGCAGCUGAAGUGACCCCGCAAAAGUUCUCGGCUCGUAUCUGUCGCUGGAUGAAGCUGCGCGUUGCCAUGCUCCCACACACCAUCAUCCUCGAACCGAUACAAGACUGCCUCCUCUCCGGCCUCCUCGCUGCCCUAUCGGCGUCGCACCUCUUCGGCGCGAACCCGUGGCUCUACUUUGCGAUCCACAUGGUCUUCUGGUUCACCAUGGAUUACUUGUUGAUGGUUACUUUACAGAAUGGCCCUCUCCCCUAUCGGUUGUUGGAGCUGAUGCAAAUUUGGCUGCUACGUGAGGUGUCCGCCUUCCCGACGUACCUUCGCGCACUGUGCCAGCCGGACAUUGAGUGGCGUCGCGGCGUCUACCGGUUGCGAUGGGGCGGCCUCAUCUACCGGGUCAAGAAUGGGCUCACGUCUCUAGUCGAAUGCGUCGUUCCGCUGAAAUAUCCUCCGCCUACGGUCCAUCUU
Messenger RNA from Mesorhabditis spiculigera, 1443 nucleotides. Lineage: Eukaryota; Metazoa; Nematoda; Chromadorea; Rhabditida; Rhabditidae. The record is from the annotation of a GenBank genome assembly.